CUGGAGGCUCUUACUACAUGAUUUCAAGAUCUUUAGGGCCAGAGUUUGGUGGAGCAGUGGGACUUUGUUUCUACUUGGGUACAACCUUUGCAGGAGCAAUGUACAUUCUUGGUACCAUUGAAAUUUUAUUGACCUACAUUUCUCCAAGUGCUGCUAUAUUUAAAGCAGAAGAAGUUGGGGAAGAAACGGAGGCUAUGCUGAACAACAUGAGAGUUUAUGGAACAUGUAUUAUCAUUCUGAUGGCCAUAGUAGUUUUUGUGGGAGUAAAGUACGUCAACAAACUUGCACUGGUCUUCCUUGCUUGUGUGAUUCUUUCCAUCAUUGCCAUUUAUGCUGGAGUUAUUAAGACUGCUUUUGACCCACCUGACUUUCCUAUCUGUCUCCUUGGAAACCGUACCUUGUCAAAACGCAACUUUGAUGUCUGUGCCAAAUUUACUGAAAGCAAUAAUGAAACAAAGACUACAACUUUGUGGCGCCUAUUCUGUGAUAGUUCUUUGCUUAAUGCUACAUGUGACAACUACUUUAGUCUCAAUAAUGUAACAGAAAUUCAAGGGAUUCCAGGAAUAAUGAGCGGAGUUCUAACUGAUAAUCUGUGGAGUGCUUAUUCAGAAAAAGGAUCAAUAGUUGAGAAAAGAAAUCAGCCAUCCGUUGCUGGAUCAGAAGAGACAAAAAUGGGUGGACUCCCUUAUGUUUUUACAGACAUCAUGACCUACUUCACAAUGCUUGUAGGGAUUUAUUUCCCAUCUGUGACAGGUAUUAUGGCAGGUUCAAACAGAUCAGGAGAUCUUAAGGAUGCUCAAAAAUCUAUUCCUACUGGAACAAUUUUGGCUAUUUCAACUACGUCUGUCAUUUAUCUCUCUUGUAUAGUGUUGUUUGGUGCCUGUAUAGAACGUGUGAUACUAAGAGAUAAGUUUGGAGAAGCGGUUAAUGGAAAUCUAGUGGUUGGUACGCUGGCCUGGCCUUCUCCAUGGGUUAUAGUGAUUGGAUCAUUCUUCUCAACAUGUGGUGCUGGUCUCCAGAGUCUAACUGGAGCACCCCGCCUGCUGCAGGCCAUUGCAAGAGAUGGCAUUGUACCUUUUAUUCGAGUAUUUGGUCAUGGAAAAGCAAAUGGAGAACCCACUUGGGCUCUGCUCCUCACAGCUGGUAUUUGUGAAAUAGGAAUUUUGAUAGCUUCAUUGGACAGUGUAGCACCAAUUCUUUCAAUGUUUUUCCUAAUGUGCUAUAUGUUUGUAAAUCUGGCUUGUGCAGUUCAGACGCUUUUACGGACUCCCAAUUGGAGACCUCGUUUCAAGUAUUACCAUUGGACUCUCUCAUUCCUGGGGAUGAGCUUAUGUCUUGCCUUGAUGUUCAUUUGCUCUUGGUACUAUGCUCUGGUUGCCAUGCUUAUCGCAGGAUGUAUAUACAAGUACAUAGAAUAUCGAGGAGCGGAAAAAGAAUGGGGUGAUGGAAUCCGAGGACUGUCUCUGAAUGCAGCUCGCUAUGCCUUGCUUCGUGUUGAAGAUGGUCCUCCUCACACCAAGAACUGGAGAAAUCAAUUGGGAAUACUGCUGGUAAAGCUAAUGGACGAAAUCAAAUUUGCCAUUAAAAUAAUGUUUUAA
This is a messenger RNA of Pterocles gutturalis (yellow-throated sandgrouse), 1598 nucleotides long. RefSeq names its product solute carrier family 12 member 7-like. Lineage: Eukaryota; Metazoa; Chordata; Aves; Pterocliformes; Pteroclidae. The record is from RefSeq and is a predicted model, not a curated record. The transcript has 12 exons. Gene Ontology annotation, cellular component: membrane. The annotation marks the transcript as partial. Gene Ontology annotation, molecular function: potassium:chloride symporter activity. Gene Ontology annotation, biological process: potassium ion import across plasma membrane; potassium ion homeostasis; chloride transmembrane transport.